CGUCUGGUUAGAAUUGUCUCUCCAACUCUCUUCAUAUCCCUCUCUCAAGUUUUCCAAUUAAUUCCAAUUAAAAGGGGAAAAAAGCGCAGUCUUUGGUGGCCCAUUCUUCCCUUUACUUCCCCUUCAUAUACCCUCCCUUGGCUUCGCAUAUCUCAGUCGUCAAGGCCAGAAACGGAAGCAAAGCCACUUCUCUCUUCCUCUCCACCAAGACUCCCUCGCAAGAAACGAAGGUACCCUAAUGGAUCCUUCCUUGGCCAAGCGGCUGUGGCACAUGAUAAGAGCUGCUUACUGCACGCUGCGUAAGGGCUUCUCCAAGCACAAGCUGGUGACGGACGUCCACUUCCUACUCGAGCGCAGCAAGCUCGCCGGAAAAGCCAUCGGGAAUUUGGUCGCCUUCUACCACGACCACGAGCACCACCACCACAUUGGCGCCCAUGUCUCCUCGGCCUUCUCUUGCCGGUCCAUGGACCCCAGCCUGUCCUUCUACAACCCCAAGGAGGUGGAGUUCAGCUGCAGCAACACCCCUUCCUACCCCUCCUUCCUCCUCGCCGCCAAGUGGAAGAACCGCCGCGGCCGCCGCCACGGCUGCUACAACCUCGACGCCGCCGCGAUAGCAAAGCAGCUCGAAAUGCUGCGCUCGGAGAUAUCUGACGCCGAGUCGUCGUCGAUCAUGGCAUCUCCGUCGCCUGCGCCGAUGUGGAGCUUCGGGAAGAGCCCGGCGGGGGUGCGGCAGCUGCGGAUAACGGACUCGCCGUUCCCGAUAAGCGAGGAGGGCGGGGAAGCCGAUGGUCACGUGGACCGGGAGGCGGAGGAGUUCAUCAAGAUGUUCUACGAGCAGCUUCGUCUCCAGCGGAGCCUCCCGGUGACGCCCGAGUAUCAAUGCCGCAAGCCGGCCUGAGAUGGACCCCAUGGAGCUUAGACGCUGUGUAAGUCUACCGAGGACGUGUCUACCAUGGCUUCUUCGGAGCUUCCUUGCUGCUUUCAGUCUGCUUUGGUUGCCGAAGGAGGAGCUGAGGGUGCUGCUGUCCAUGAAAUAUUAUUAUUUGCUGAUUCUUGUGUUCUCAGUUACGGUCUUCACUUCCGUAGUAAAUGUCUACUACCAACACACAUGUUGUGAUGUUAUGUUUCUGUUCUUUACA
Messenger RNA from Musa acuminata AAA Group (dessert banana), 1139 nucleotides. RefSeq lists its product as uncharacterized. Bases 239 to 898 code for a protein of 219 amino acids. NCBI's taxonomy places the organism in Eukaryota, Viridiplantae, Streptophyta, Magnoliopsida, Zingiberales, Musaceae. The record is from RefSeq and is a predicted model, not a curated record. The transcript has a single exon.